AUGCGAGCUGGCGGAGGAUCAAUCAUGUGUUUUGGGGCGAUGACAAAAAAUGUGGCAGCUUGGCCAGAUUCGAUAGACGUGACACUUUUCGGUUCGAAUUUCCUCCGCGCGGACACGUGCGACUCAUACAAUCAAGGCGAUCCACUUGCAUACAAGAUUUUUGCGCAUGAUGUGGGAAUUGAAUUACUAAAACAGAAACCUUCUUGGGCAACGGACUCGACUUUUUUUUCUUGUCCCGAAGACUUUUAUCAGCUCUUUAUGGUCGGGCACAGAUUGACCAAAUUUUUGUCCCAUGAAUUAUUUUGGAUCAGCAUAUCGGCAACUCGGCUCAGGAAGAAGGGUCCGAAAAACCCACAUUCAAACACACUGCAG
Messenger RNA from Mesorhabditis belari, 372 nucleotides. The record is from the annotation of a GenBank genome assembly. NCBI's taxonomy places the organism in Eukaryota, Metazoa, Nematoda, Chromadorea, Rhabditida, Rhabditidae.